Messenger RNA from Tetrahymena thermophila SB210, 5634 nucleotides. Its product is annotated as EF hand protein. Gene Ontology annotation, molecular function: calcium ion binding. NCBI's taxonomy places the organism in Eukaryota, Ciliophora, Oligohymenophorea, Hymenostomatida, Tetrahymenidae. The record is from RefSeq and is a predicted model, not a curated record. The transcript has 3 exons.
AUGAGUGAUGAAACUAAUUAGCCAAAGUCAAAUACAGUUUCAUCUUCAGCUUCAAAAACACAAAAUUUAAGACCAAUGUAAUAAAGUCAUUCUUAGAGUAAUCGUAAUCAAGAAAAUUCGCAAAUAGCUAAGAAAUAAAUUAGGAAUUUGGAAUUAAUUUAAAAAAAUAAUAGUGAAGGAUAAGCACCUUCCUCAUAAUAAUAAAUUAAUAAUUAAAGGACAUCUUUAAGGCAAAUUACUAGUCCGAGGAAUUUAUUGGGAUAAGUUUUACCAAAUUCAAAUAAUGGUUCAUUAUUAUCUUAAAAAUCAUAAAAUAGCAAUAACUUGUCUAAAACUUAAACCAAUUAGGCAUUUUAGUUUUUCAUUCCUUAGAAAGUAGAUCAGUAUUUGAUGUCUCAAAGUGAUGGUAUAAAUAGAAAUUAGUCUCUUUAAGGGUCAAGUAAAAACAUAAACAUAAGGCAAAGUCAGACAAGUUAUCAAAGCAAAAGAACAAAUUAUCAACUGCCGAAUGAAGUUUUAAGCAAUGAAAAUAUAUAGGAUGAAGAGGAAGAUAAAAAGAAUUAAAUAACAGACAAUAAUUACUUUAUUUCUUCUUCUAUUUAAAGGUUCAAAAAUUCUUACCAUAAUCCCCCAACAAACACAUUCAGCAAUUCUAAAUCAAAUAUUUAAAAUCAUUAAAAUGUUUCCAAUUUGCAAGAAAACUAGUUGCUUAUCAACUCGCCUACUUAGUUAAAGUUUAAUUAGACUUUUAAUUAGCAAUAAACAUCUACUUACAGAGUCGGUUUCAUCUCUCCUACAAAAGAAGAUAUUACUAAAAGGCAAUAGUUAAUAUAAGAAAAUAGCAACAAUAAUUAGUUUAUAAAAUAGAAGAUGAAGAAUAUCACACAAUUUCUUUAAAUUGGUGCUUAGCACGCUAACUCUUCUUAAAUGUAUUCUAGUGUAAAUUAAAGUGCAAUAAGUCUUAAAAAUACCACUAACAACAAUUCUAUUAUAAAUAACUUAAAAAUAGAAGUAAAACCAAAUACAAAUUUAACUAAUAGUCAGUUUAACAGCAGUAGCAAUAAUUCAACUUGCUUUGGCAAUAAACCAGUUGAAUACAAAAGAAAUAAUAUUUAAAGUGAGGGAGUUCAAUAUAAAAUUAAGAGAUCUUAUCCAAGUUCUUCUUAAAUAAAAUUUGAUAAACCUCCUAAUAUCUAAGAAUUUAUUGAUCGAGAACUAUAUAAAAAGAAGAAAUCUGAAGCUAGUAGUACUAGUAAAAAAAAUGAGCUUGAUUAAUUAAAUGGACUAAAAUAAAAUUAGUUGGUAGAUGAAAAAUUAAAUCAAAAAAUUAAUUCUAGAAUAACCCCGUUUGUUGUUCCUUAGAAUUUGAAUAAUUUUGAAAAAUAAGAAUUUGAUAAAAUAGAAAAUGUUGGAUUUAUAAAUUACAUAAGAACCAUCUUUGUGGAUUGUGAAUACAUGUACAAAGAUGAAAUACAGAAAUAAUUGAUUUAAUUGACAAAUCUUUUUGAAUCAGAGUAAUAUCAGAACGACUCAUCAAAUUAGACUCUUGAUACACCUAAAUGCUCGUCAAGCUAGUAAUAAAAUAACUUAAAAUAAAUUCUUAAAACAUCAGAUUUUAGAGAAAUAAAGAAGCAAGUAGAGAAACUACUUUGUGUUGAAGUAGUAAAAAAAAAGGAUAGAAAAACAAGUGAGCUUCAGUUUUUAAUAGAAUAAACACAGUCUUUCUAAGACAUUUUAAGAGAAGGUAUCAAGAGAUGUGCUGAGUAAUUAAAUAGUGAUUGCAAGAAUUUAAUUUUAGAAUUGGUAAGCAGUGUCUUGCUUCUUUAAACUAAAAAGCAUAUGAUGGUUGAAAAGAAAAAGAGAGAUGACAUGAUUCUCUUUCUUGGAGGGCUAAAAGACAAAGAAAAAGAAUUCAAAAUAAAUAUUUUCGGAAAUGAACAAGAUGUUGAAGCAUUCAGAUUUAAGAUGGGAGAAUUAGGUGAAGAGAAUAAACAAUUGGAGAAACAGCUAAAGCAGAUGACUGAAAAGUAUAAUCAGCUGAACCAAACCUUCUUAAAACAAAGAAGGGUAAGCACAAUAAUUAAGAAUGAAUAUCUAAAUCUGCGUAAUGAAAAUAAUAACUUGAAUGAACGAUUAAGCUAUAAAUAAGAGGGCUAAGAUAAAAAAGCAUCGAAAACACAAAUAUUUGACUAAACUUGUUCAAGCAAAGCGAUAUUUGGCUUCUAGCAAUCAAACACCCUUGUUGAUGCAUAAAAAUCAAAUUAGAAUCCAUAGCAAAAUAAAAGAAAUUCUAUUGAAGUAAAUCACUUUUUAGGUCUUGAAUUGAAGUAAACUACUGAAAAGUUAAAUGAAAACCAGUAAAAAGAUAAUCCAAAUUAGAUACUAUUAUAAAUUCCUACAUCGCCUAUUCUCAAAUAAGAUAAAACAUCUCCAAACACUCAAACAGCUAAAAGCUAAUCUGAUCUGAAAAAAUAGAUAGAAAAUUUAUAAGCAGAUCAAUAGGACAUAAAUGAAGAUGAUGAAGAUGAAAAUGACUGUGAUAUUGAAGAAAUCUUGAGAGAUGUCUAAAAAAUCACAAAAGUUGAAAACCAUGAUGUGCUAAUAAAAGAAGUAAAAGAAAAUAUUCCUGUACUUUUUUACAAUCAAGAGUGUCAAACUGACCCUAAAAUUACUAAUCCUAAGGCUACAAUGGUUUCCUCAUCGAUAUAGACAGAGUUGUAACUUUUAGAUCCAUAACUAGAUCAAAUAUUAGAUAAUGAAAGAAUCAAAUAAAUUGCUUAGCAAGAAGAGCUCAAGCAGUAGCUUUUAAACAUAUCUGGAAUUAGUGAAAGCGAAAAUGUAAAUAACAUAAGUGAAAUAAACAAUAAAAGUGUUUUACUAGGAGAUGAAGUUAACUAAAGCAAUAGUCAUAUCAAUACAAAACAGAUAUUUUAGAGAGUGAAACAAAGAAUAAGCAUCGUAAGAUUAAUAAGGGGUUUGCCAAUUAACAAAAUUAAAAAGCCAAUAAAUAAAUAAGAAAUUGAAAAUUUCACAGAAAAAAUUCAUGUCUUAAAAAAUUUCUUAGACUCAGAUUGCCCUGAAAGCAAUGAUUCAGCUGAAGAAGAUUAAAGUGAAGAAGAAAUAGAAGAAGAUGAAGUUAAUCUUCAAAACUCAAGGACAAAAGUCAAAAUUAAUGAAGAAACUCCAAGUAGCAACAAAAAUAUUACUAAAAUAGCAUUAAGAACUCAAAGAAAAUCUAGAUAUUUCAGCAGUGUACCAGGUGGAACACCAAUCAAUUAAACAAGAGACAAUUCUGUUGCAAGCUCACCAACAAAAAAAUCUUAAUAAUAAUAGCCUUCUACGAGUACUUAGAAUAAAACUCCUAACAACACAAAAAGCAGUAGGUAAUAAAAUUUACAGCAAGAUUUGCAAAUUUCUACUUUUGCUAGAAGCUAAAACUAGCAAGAGGAAGAGUCCUCAAACUCUCAAAUUCAAAUAAAUACAAAUGAAUCUUAUAAGGGUAUUAAUAAAAAAUCAAAAAUCAAAGAAGCUAACAGGAUUCUUAGAGAUAAUAAAUAAGAACUUAAAGAAUAAAUUUUACAAGUUGUUAAGCUAUAUAAUUUAGAGAGUGAGAAAUCUAGCAACUAUGAGGAAUCUAUAAAAUAACUCAUCGAAAUUAUGUAGGAGCUAUUCAAUUUUACCUAUAAAAUUUUUAAUCACGUGUAAAAGACACAAAAGGAUUCUUAUAAAUCUGUUGUUGAGCAGUUCUUUUAAUAAUUUACUUCUAUAAGAUGGAGGUUACCAAAAGAAAUAGAUCAGAAAUUUGAAGAAGACUUAUUCCCUUAAGAGGCAUUAAAGAAAAAACUUCAAAUGAAGAAAUAAAAGCAAUAAAAUUCUAAAAGCAAUGCACUUCGUUUAAAUUUUAAUACAAAUAAAGUAGCUUAAAAACUUACUGUUUAAGACAAAUCUAUCCACUCUGGUGUUGUCCUAACAAAGAAAGUACGUGAGAUAGGCCUACCAAAGAAGUUUAAUGGUUUUCUUCCUUUAAAAAGCGUUUUAAAGCAGAUAACUUAAAUUUACGAAGAUCGUAUUCGUUAAAUACGUGAAAGCAGAUUGUCACCAGACACAGAAAUGUGUAUUUUUGUAUUUAAUAAAUUCAUUCAUUAGUAUGGUUUUAAGAAUGUUGCUGAAUAAAAAUACUUACAUUUUUUAAUGAAUAUAUUAAAUUAUCAACAAAUAUUCCGUGUUAAUUUGUUUGGAAAGUUAAUUGGAGUAUUCUCAAGAGAUGAUGAAAACUAUAGUAUUGAAGAAAUGGAUAAGUACAUUUCUUGUUGGCAUUUUUUGAUUAGAGGAUCAACGAUGGGAAGUGCUAUUCCGUUCAAUGAAUCUGAUUUAAGAAUUUAUACUCACUACCUUAGGGCUUUAGAUCUAUUAAAAGUAAAGUUAGAAAAGAUUUUACCUUAGGAAUAAAUAAAUGAUUUACGUGCUUUUAUUGAGCAAACUAAAGAAUUUGAAGCUAAGUAAACCACCAAGUUAGUAAUAGAUGUUGAUCAGCUACUAAGCAGAGUUCUUGCAAAGUAUAGAUAGACUAUGAAUUCUACUAAGGUUUAUGUGAAAAAUGCUUUCUUGGCAUGCGACUUAGAUGGCAAUGGAUCUAUUAAUUUGAACGAGUUCCUAACACUAUUUAGACAUAUAGAAGCUGAUAAAUUCUCUUUUUCAAAGGCUUUUAAAAUGUUUGAGUCUAAUGCUGAUAUUAUCACUGAAAACGAAAAAUGUCUCUCUUUCUAAAAAUUCACAGCACUCUGUCUAUAAAAUCAUCUUUUCUUGGAUGCAGCAUAACGUAAAUUUAUAGGAGUUAGAGAUAAUUAUGAAAUAGAGACAAAGUUUUUGGAACUUAAGGAAGACUGGCCUAAUGAAAAAGUAAUCAUUAUGAAUUACGUGGAGUCUCUAAAGCCUUUUGUCUAGAUAGAAACAUACGAAGUGUGGAGAGAUGUGCUCUUAGUAUUGCAAGACAGAAUAUUAAAGAACGAAAAAAAGACUAAAGAUAAUAAUGGUGGAGGUGGCAGUGCAUAUUAAAGUGAGUAAAAAAUAUCUUCCAUAAAUAAUUCACUAAGAAGAAUUAAUUCAUAAGAAAAUAUUGUGUCAUCCGAGAAUAUAUAAAAUGAAUUCGAGUUCAACUUAAUACCUAUUCUAAUUGCUCACAAAUUGCUGAAAUAAGAGCUGAAAAGAUUGAUUGAGGUUGGACAAAACGAAGACAUUUAAGAUAUAAAUUCUGAUAGUAACGAAGAUGAAGUUAAUGAGUACGAAAUUUACGAGAACGACAGCCUGUAAAGUGCAUAAGAUAUUCAGCAAAGCGAUUAAAAAAAUAAAAAAAAUUACAACACCGAAGAUGAUCAGCUAAGCAUUGAUACUCCAGCUAGUUUUGCAGCUAAAAAGAGGUAGAUACUAAAAUAGCAUUAACACCAAUAAAACAGUUAAGCUAACGCCCCUAAAAUAGAGACAAGUGACCCUCAAAUCUAUCAGUUUUCUGAAAUUUAAGUAGUGAGGGAAAGUCCUUCAAGUUCAUAGUAAAAAAGAAUGAAGACAAAUUAAUCAAACAACUUUAAUAAUUCCUCCUUUUCUAGGACUUCAACAUUUUCAAUGCAAAAACAAUGA